AAUCCUGAUUCUGUCGAAGGGUUGGAUAUCAGCCUUCAUUUAUCUCUAUACAUUGCCUCUUCCAUUGAAUCCUCUUUUUGUUACCCUAUUCCAGUCUUUAUCUGUCUCCGUAUCGUUGCAGUGAGGGGGCCAUUUCCUCACUCAACAGGUCUCUUCAUGCUUUUGUUGAAUAGCUGGGAUCAGGAGAUGUCUUUCCCUCGCGGAAACGCUGGCUCUGAGGGCAGAACGGGAAGGAUGGAUGAGUAUAUGACGGAUCUAGACCCUCGGUGGUCGAGCGUAGAUGCUUCUCAAUUCAUAGGUGUCUCUCUUCCAUACAGCGCGGCUGGUCACCCUUCGGCGGCAGCCUUGACUCCAAUCAGUCUACCCGAUAGCUCUUUUAUCGAUACUGGCCCGAGUCCAGUACUGAGCCGGCACUCGCAGGAAUAUCAUUAUCAGCCCAUCGGGGAUCCUACUCCACAAUACCAUGGGCUAGGGAUUACUGCACCUUUCCCGGAAAACUUCCCCGUGCAAGCACCUGCGGGUUAUGCUUUCACUCAUGGAGGGCAAAUUAUUGACUAUGACCCUACUUCAGCUGCGCGGACGAUCACAUCACCACGAGGCCAGCGACCAAGGCCCGAGACCAAAACUGUAGCAACGCGAAGGGGCACGCCUGUCUCGAUUCUUCCGCACCCAGAAGGACUUCGUCGCAUGGAGCAGGAACGUCUCCACGGCCACAUACCAGAAUCACAGCCAAGAGAGCUCCGACGACCGCGAACCGGCACACGAGGUCGACGAGACCCUAACGCAGACGAAGAGGACGACUUUGUGGAGCAGCUCCGAGAGCAGAAUGUUGCCUGGAGAGUGGUUGCAGAGCGGUUCCGGGAGCGAUUCCAUAAAGACACUUCAGAGGCACGUCUCCAGAUGCGGUUGCAGAGACGGCGCAAAGGUCGAGCGGCAAUGUGGGAUGAGGAUGAUAUUCGACUGCUAAGGAGAGCGUACGAUUAUUGGCAGGAUAAAAAGUACACGAUUAUCGCGGAGAAGUUACAGGAAUUAGGCGCGAAACGGCCAUACACUGAGCAAGAAUGCGAAGCGCAGCUGCGAAUUGAGCUGGGCGAGGUCGUUGGCCCUUCAGAUAUCCAUGCGCCUCCACGACCAGAUGCGCAACGGCGUCGGAAACGAGCUAGUUUAAAGUCAUCACGUCGAAGAGGGGAAGGUGGAGAUGACUAAAUAAGACUCGUCUCUCUUUUGUUGUUCAGGUCUCCUUGUCCCUUUUCCAUUCAUUUUAUUGUUCAUUUCUUUUUUACCCCCGAGCGAGCCAAUCUCGGUUACACCACAGCACGCAUUGUUUUGUUUCUUCUUUCCUAUUUGAAUGAUAGCCU
This is a messenger RNA of Paecilomyces variotii, 1358 nucleotides long. RefSeq lists its product as hypothetical. The record is from RefSeq and is a predicted model, not a curated record. Lineage: Eukaryota; Fungi; Ascomycota; Eurotiomycetes; Eurotiales; Thermoascaceae. Bases 157 to 1206 code for a protein of 349 amino acids. The transcript has 4 exons.